UACCUUUUUAUUAGCUUACAUGGUGCGUGAAAUUUCCUAAUUAACUUAACUGUUCGAUAAUCUGAAUUUUUGGAAGUAUUUAGUCAGAAAUGUUCAGGAUCGUGACAUUUCUAACUUUACUGUGUCUUCUUCGGUUCGCAAGAGGCAAUUUCCGUAAGUGUUUUUCUUUAUCUCAUUUUAUGAAUGUCUAUUUUCGAUUAAUCCUCCAUUUUUCCGAAGGCACGUGCGUUCCGAACACGCAGUUUUUUCUGAAUGAGCGCAUAUGCUACUGCGACGGGAAGGGCCAGUGGACUGAGGCCAGCUGCCACAAACUCUGCAAGCCCGGCCAGACGGUGUGGCACGGCUGCAGCCAGUGCGUCUGCCAGGACAACGGACAACUGCUCUGCAACAACAUCAACUGCUCCGAAGACCAAAAAACAAUCCCAGUCACUAAAGCUAUCAGCUCCAUAGGACACUGGUGUACUCCCCUAAGAAUAUACUACGUCGACUGUAAUGUCUGCGUCUGUCCAGAAUCAGGAAAAACUGCCAAUGUACACUGCGUCAAAGACAACUCUUGUACAGCUCUAAGAACUCCCUCUAUAUCCGACCUAUUGGCAUCUAACAAAAACACAUGCAAACCGAGUGUAUUGUACGUCUUCCAUUGUCUCCAAUGCUUAUGUUCCGAAGAAGGAAUCUUCACCCUGAACAAUUGUGUAGAAACUUGUCCACCCAAUCCAAAGCAAAGUCUUACGCGUACAUGCACACCUCACUCGUUCUACAGAAAUGAAUGUAACGUAUGUUUGUGCCCAAGUGACGGAAUACAUAGUGACUCCUCCUGCACUCAAGAAGUAUGUGAUGACACAUUUAAGUUUAAAGUCCUUCAAGCUUUAACAUCAGAAAGUAAAACGUGCAUUCCUCACCAAUUCACCUCACCUCAAUGCCUGUACUGUCAUUGCAAUCCAGACGGAACGAUUAACCAACAAACUUGCCUAGAACUCAAAUGCUUAAAUACAUACUUCCACGAAUACAGUGUAAGGAGCACUUGCACUCCAGGAGAAAUGGUACCGUUCUGCACAGAAUGCUUCUGCCUUCGCAACGGUUCAACACAUCACGAUUACUGUACAAGAGGUUGUUCAUAUCGAAACAAAAUACUGACUCUGGAAAAAAUAUUUAAAGACACUAAAAAUAAUCAACUAUUGGACUUUCAUGCUUUUGAUACAAAGACUAAUGCAUUGACAUGCGAACAAAAUUCAAUAUAUGUUGAAAACGAUAAAUUCUGUCUAUGCCCCGAUAGCCACACUAAAGAGAAAUCUUGCUUAGUAGCAGUUAAGAAAACGUUAAUUCUCGAAAAUCCUUUAACUAAAUUUGAUUUUAAAGAGAGUAAUAUAAACAUAGACUUCAGUAAACCCUGUAUGCCAAGUACAUUUGUAGAAUUUGACUGUAACACUUGCUUUUGCUCUAAAAAUGGAACUAUUGACCCUGAUUGGUGCACCUAUGACGACUGUGAUGCCAUUCGGAUUAUUCAUGAAGCUCAAAAAGCUCAUGGACCUGUGGCUAAAGAACUACCAACAUGCGUCCCCGGAUCUAUAACCGAAAUUAGCUGUAACUUCUGUAUCUGUCCCGAUAAUGGCCUGUCCAAGGACAGAGCGUGUACAAAAAACCGUUGCAGUGACGUGGAACCGGCGGCGACCUCUACCGACAAUUUUGACUGCGACCCGUUAGAAUAUUACGAGGUGGAUUGCAACAUUUGCUUGUGCCCCGGUGACGGCAUCAAAAACGUGGCAAAGUGCACUAAGAACAUCUGCGAAGACAAUUUCCUAAGAUCGGAUGCAUGUGUACCCGGGAAGCUUUUCAGUGAAGAGUGCAACAUCUGUAUAUGUCCUCCUGAUGGCAUGAAAAGUGACAGAGUUUGUACUAAACACGAUUGUAAAAAGGCAGACACGACAUGGAAGAAGAUAUACCAGUAUUCUAACAGUAUAAUAGAGGAACUUCCAGAUAACGGAGACGUUAGUGAGAAAAAGUUGGAUCAUUGCUUCCCCGGUGAGCAGUUUACAAUUGAUGGGCACUUUUGCGUGUGUCCCGAGAUGGGAUUCAAGAUGUACGCGACAUGUUCCAACUCCGCUCGUGAAGGAGAUGAAAUUAAUUUCAGAGCAAAGGAUAGCACUGAAACAUCUACGAAUUCGAGUAUGGGCAUCGCUGACUCUUUCCCACCUACACAGAUAACACAGAAACCAGAACCUGUCGAAACGUGCUUCGUUCACAACGAUAUGACAUUACCAGCGAAUGAAACUGUUAUAAAAUGCACUCCAGGAUCCAUGUAUGUUAAGGGAUGUCAGCAAUGCUUAUGUCCGGUCGACGGUGAUAAGAUAGAGUACUGCCGCCAUAUUAAUACUAUGCAAUGCAAUUCUACUGAGUCCUCGUACAUGAGAAGCAGAGGAGCCCGCACUAACACGAAGAACAUCGCUGUCUCGCCGCACCAGCACACUCGCUACAAGUGCGCGCGCGGGACAGAGAGGGACGCAUGCCACGCGUGCGAGUGCGAACGGGACGGCAUGAUCCGCGAGCACUGCUUCAGCAGCGCCGCCGCUGAGUGCGCGGGAGUUGAACCCACGUUCUUGAGGGAAAGGAUUUAAGGAAUAAUAAAAUAAACUAAGUC
This is a messenger RNA of Leguminivora glycinivorella, 2635 nucleotides long. Its product is annotated as protein psiQ-like. Gene Ontology annotation, molecular function: peptidase inhibitor activity. Bases 90 to 2612 code for a protein of 840 amino acids. The record is from RefSeq and is a predicted model, not a curated record. The transcript is spliced from 4 exons. Lineage: Eukaryota; Metazoa; Arthropoda; Insecta; Lepidoptera; Tortricidae.